CUUUCGAAUUGAACAUUUAUGUGGAUUACAUUUUGAAAUACUUGUACAGCUUGUAAUUAAAAUAAAUAAAGAAAGUAACAACAAAACCCCGGAGCAGCAGCUACACGAGAACAUUUCUUGUCUAAAUUUGUUUUGAACAUCUAGUGCUAGAAGUGAAAAAAUAUUGAAAACAGUUGUACAAUUUCUACAUUCCACUUAAAUUCGCUUUUUGUAUGGAAAGAUACUUGAGAUUAACGUAAUCUUUUUAAUAUCUUUCGAAAUGUCUGCCGACACCGACAGAGCGAUGUCUGCGGCGGCUGCCACGCCCACAAAUAACAGCAGCUUGAGCGACAUACUGAGAGAUCCGACGGCGGAGCGGGCGGAGAAGGCGCUCUGCUUCAGAGGCUUCUGGGCCUGGUGUGUGCUGAUCUUUCUCAUCGGCUGCUGCGUCUUUGCGGUCAUGUGGUUGCUACGGAAGUGCAUUCAAGGUCCGGUCUACCGGAAGACGAACCGUAUUGAUGGCAAGGUGGUGAUCGUAACAGGCUGUAAUACGGGCAUUGGCAAGGAGACGGUGCUGGAGUUGGCUCGACGAGGGGCCAAGAUCUACAUGGCCUGUCGCGAUCCGGCGCGUUGUGAGGCCGCUCGCAUCGAGAUCAUCGAUCGCACCCAGAACCAGCAGCUGUUCAAUCGCAGUCUUGAUCUGGGCUCCCUGGACUCGGUGCGUAAUUUUGUGGCCCGCUUCAAGACAGAGGAGGCGCGACUCGAUCUGCUGGUGAACAAUGCCGGGAUAAUGGCCUGUCCGCGUUCCCUUACCGCCGAUGGCUACGAACAGCAGUUCGGUGUCAACCACUUGGGUCAUUUUCUGCUCACCAAUCUGCUGCUGGACCGACUCAAGCAGGCGGCGCCCAGUCGCAUUGUGGUUGUUAGUUCGGCGGCUCACUUGCUGGGACGGAUCAAUCGCGAGGAUUUGAUGAGCGAGCGCAAAUACAGCAAAUUUGUCGGCGCCUACAGCCAAUCGAAGCUGGCGAACAUCCUGUUCACACGCAAGCUGGCCGAACUGCUGAAGGACACGGGCGUCACAGUCAACUGUUGCCAUCCGGGUGUGGUGCGCACGGAGCUGAAUCGUCACUUCUCCGGGCCCAAUUGGAUGAAGAGUUUCCUAAAAUUCUUCUCACUUUACUUCUUUAAGACACCGCGUGCAGGUGCUCAGACCUCCCUGCGUCUCGCCCUCGAUCCUGCUCUGGAACGCUCCACAGGUGGCUAUUAUAGCGAUUCCAUGCGCUUCCCAUUGGUGCCGUGGGCUCGCAACAAAGAGACCGCCGAUUGGCUCUGGCGCGAGAGUGAGAAAUUGGUGGGCCUGCCGCCCAUUGAACCGCCCCCGCCCUCACCACCUUCGCAAGCCAAUGGGAGCGGUAGCACCACCGCUGCCAAUGGAUCGCAUGCCACCGGAAGCGGUGGCGAGAACAUCGAAACCAUUGUGGUGAAUCGCUGAGUUCUCUCAGCUUCGCUUCAACGCUCGCCACUUUUUUAUUCAAACAUUGUUUUUUUUUUUAACCUUAUUUAUAAGUUGUCUUUAAAAUAAAAUAUUUGUAACAUACGCGUAUA
Messenger RNA from Scaptodrosophila lebanonensis, 1584 nucleotides. Its product is annotated as retinol dehydrogenase 12. The coding region runs from base 260 to 1471 and encodes 403 amino acids. The transcript is spliced from 2 exons. NCBI's taxonomy places the organism in Eukaryota, Metazoa, Arthropoda, Insecta, Diptera, Drosophilidae. The record is from RefSeq and is a predicted model, not a curated record.